This is a messenger RNA of Fragaria vesca subsp. vesca, 969 nucleotides long. RefSeq names its product transcription initiation factor IIB-2-like. Gene Ontology annotation, cellular component: transcription preinitiation complex; nucleus. The coding region runs from base 1 to 969 and encodes 322 amino acids. Gene Ontology annotation, biological process: DNA-templated transcription initiation; transcription preinitiation complex assembly. Gene Ontology annotation, molecular function: TBP-class protein binding. The record is from RefSeq and is a predicted model, not a curated record. Lineage: Eukaryota; Viridiplantae; Streptophyta; Magnoliopsida; Rosales; Rosaceae. The transcript is spliced from 2 exons.
AUGGCGGCCUACGCCGGCUCCGACACCGACCAGUACUGCAAAGACUGCAACCGAAUCACAUUGACCAUCUUGGACCACCGUCAAGGCGACACCAUCUGCUCCGAGUGCGGUUUGGUUCUCGAAUCCCACUUCGUCGACACAACCGCCGAGUGGCGUGUCUUCGCCGACUCCGAAAACGACAACGACCCUCAACGCACUGGCGACCCCGUCAACCCUCUCCUCCACAAUGGCGGACUCGGCACCAUCAUCUCGGAAACCAAAAAGAAUAAUAAUAAUAACUCUUCUGAUAACAAUCAAUCUAGAAGCUUCGGAAGGGCUAACAAGAUGGUGCAGAAGCAGCAGAACCCUGAUAGAACUCUGACUCAAGCUUUCGGGGCGAUAUCGUCGAAAGCUUCCAUGCUAGGGCUAAUGAACACGGUGGUGAGUCGUGCGCAGCAGAUUUACAAGGAGGCGGAUGACAAGAAGUUUUGUAAGGGGAGAAAAGAUGAGGCCCUCACGACGGCGUGUCUGUUUCUUGCGUGCCAAGAAGAGGGGUUUCCAAGAACCCUAAAGGAAAUCGCGACGGUUGGGAAUGGUGCUAGUAAGAAGGAGAUUAACAAGAUGAAGGAGCAGUUGAAGAAGGUGUUGGAGAUUGAUAGCAAGAUUAUUCAUGCCGAGGAUCUUACGAGGAGGAGCUGCUCUUUGAUUGGGAUGAAGCAUUUGGGAAUGAAGGCGGUGAAUGAGACAUUGGACAAGUUGAAGGAGUUUGAUAUAAGGAGGACGCCUAAGUCGGUUUUGGCUGCGGUUAUGUACAUGGUUGUGCAGCUCUCAAAUGAUGUCACAAGUUUGAAAGAGGUAUCGCAAGCCGCUGAUGUUGCGGUUGGAACAACUAAAAAGACAUACAAGGAUCUUUAUCCCUAUGCUUCAAGGAUAAUACCCAGCUGGUUUGCCAAGUUGGAGGAAAUCAAUUCGAAACUUUGCAUCCCUUGA